Messenger RNA from Trichobilharzia szidati, 1077 nucleotides. NCBI's taxonomy places the organism in Eukaryota, Metazoa, Platyhelminthes, Trematoda, Strigeidida, Schistosomatidae. The record is from the annotation of a GenBank genome assembly.
AUGUCGGAUAAAUAUGAUAAAUUUUAUGAGAAAAUUGUUGAAUGCAUUAAAAAGCCUUCAAAUGAAAGGUUAACUGAAGAAAUUGAAGAAAUCUAUCCAUGGUUUAUUGCAAAAGUGAAAUUCUUCUCCAAUCUUAAACCUGAAAUUGUCAAGGAUAUAAUAAAGAAUUGUGAAUUCGCUGAACGUGAAACAGACGAAAUAAUUAUACGUCAGUUUGAACAAGGCGACUGUUUUUAUGUAGUUCUAAGUGGUCAAGUAUCAAUUUAUGUAAAUACAGAAUCUGUGCAUGAUGAUCAAGAGACUAUUCAUCAACAAGAUGAUUCAACAGUUGGAUCCAAACAUACUAUGGAGCGCAAAGUAAUUAAUCGAGAAAAAUAUGGAAAUUAUAUCGCAAAUUUAGGAAAUGGUACCAGCUUUGGAGAAUUAGCUUUAAUCAAUAAGGAUUGCAUAAGAAAUGCAACAAUUAUCGCUGAUUGUACAACUCAUUUAGUUGUUGUCAAUAGAAUGACAUAUAAUCGUUCAUUGAAAGAAGUACAUGAAGCUGAUUUUAAAAAACGUAUUGAUUUUGUUAAUAAGUGUGCAAUAUUCAAUGGAUGGAUACAAAGCUUGAAAAAACAAGCAGCAAUGUCUUUAGUUCAAACAGAUUUUCAAUUUGAAGCAGAUCUUAUACGUCAGGGUGAACCAUUAAAUGGGUUAUUAUUUAUACUUACAGGACAAGCUCAGAUAUUUGUUGAUGUUCUUAAACAUCCCAAACAAUAUCCUAGUUUGAAACUUGCAACAGAUCCAUCAAAUUUACAACCAACGGAUGAGCAUAAAUUGAUACAUACAGAAAGUCCUAAUUACCCAAUUCGACGUAUGGGAUAUGUUAUCAAUGAGCAUCGAAAUGCUCUUCGAAGGAUUGAGCUGUCUUUAGUUGGACCUGGUACCAUACUUGCUCAAGAUAUUAUGGAAAGAAAUCUACUAUUGCAAGAAGAACAACGUGAUAAAGUUUUGUUCAACAAGAGUAAAAUAAAUCAACAGCAAAGACCAAACGACAAAACUAAAUCUCAAAUGAAACAAUUUCAUGUUGGAAGAUAA